Oncorhynchus mykiss (rainbow trout) is the source of this 4621-nucleotide messenger RNA. It is a transcript of the gene anln2, whose product is annotated as anillin, actin binding protein 2. Gene Ontology annotation, biological process: actomyosin contractile ring assembly; mitotic cytokinesis; septin ring organization. Gene Ontology annotation, cellular component: actomyosin contractile ring. Lineage: Eukaryota; Metazoa; Chordata; Actinopteri; Salmoniformes; Salmonidae. The record is from RefSeq and is a predicted model, not a curated record.
ACCACUGACGCACUUCCAAAGACCCGCUGAAAUUCAAAGUGUAUUUGAAAAGGCGUCAAAUGAACAGCCGUACGAAUCUUUUCGCAGUUUAUGCUCAGUUGUGACUUGUUUGCGUGACCUACACGGACACUUCUGUUGAGGAAGAUCAUGGAUGGGGAAUUUCGAAAUGGGUUGGCGACAGCUUUGAAGAGACAUAGAGACCCUUUGUCUGACACGGAAGACAAUGUCCACUCGUCUGAUGUCAAUGAUGUUCAGAAAAGGCGUCGCCUGGAGGUGUUGGGCGAGGAGAAUGUCAGCCCUACAAAGAAGUCUUCAACUAGAGAUCGCCUCCGGUGUGCAGAGCUGGUGAAGCCUGACACCCCUGCAAUCUGCUCUGUCCGCUCCAGAGUACAGCAACUAACCCAGAGACGUGAGGGAGGGCAUGUGCUGGCUCAGAGAUGCCUCUCUGAUCCAGGGUCUGGGGUACCAUCCAUUAAAUUCCAGGAUGGAUUCAAAGAGCACCAUCUUAUUGGUGAGGCAGAAUUCAGCUCGCGGGUGGAGCGGUUUAAAUCCCCCACCACUCCUCAGGCCAGCCCCCUGCCAGCCAACCGGUGGCCCCGUACCCUCUCCAACGCUGUUACCAACUUACAACUGAAACUCGAGGCCAGUGACACGCCCAGCUCCAAACAAGCCUCCCGAAUACGCCAGGAGAGGGAGGAGGAGCUGCGUCUUGUAAGGGCCCAGCCAAUCACAGAGAAUGUCUUCCUAAAGCGAAGCUUCUCUGAUUCCUCACUGACUGAGAGGGCGACCCCACCCGUCUCCUCAUUCUCCCCUUGGAUGAUGUUUAGACGUAGCAGGAGACUGCAGUGGCCACCGUUCCAACCAUGGAAUCAGGCAGACCUCAAUGUGACUGAUGAACCUUUUGGGGUGAAGGACGGCAGCUUUACCGAGACAUCUGUCUUCACUAAGGUCGAUGGAGUGGAGCCUCCAAUUCAAGACACCGAUAAUCCUGUGGCAAUGGAGUCAAAAGGAGAUGACCCUGAGCUGAGCUCUCGCGAUGAAACCAACACCGCUGAGAUGAUUGACCUAAUGUUUGAUGAGGUGCUGGAGGCUGCUGCCCAGGGAAGGAUGGAAGAGGACACUGAGGAUCACAAUAGUGGCAUAGCCACAGCGAUGCGUGGAAUAGAGGAAACAGACACAGAAUUGGACAAAGCUGAGGAGGGUGAAGACCUGGAAGAAACCAAGGAACUGGACUCCAGUGCAGAUGAGCUGCUGUCCUUCCCACCCAGCUUUAUCCUCUCCCCUCUCAGCAAGUCUGUGGAAGCUGUGGUCACUCCUAUGAGACUUGCAGCCAAUCAGCUAGCCAACCCUCCAUCCCUACUUCUGACUCCUGAAGAGCUGACCACUCCCCCUGCUGAUAGUGCCCCUCUCUACAGCAUCGAUGCCUACCGCACCCAGAGACAGAGCACCAAGCCAGCCAUUCAGAGUGUAACCCCAAGGGUGCAGAGGCAUGCCGCUGAGAAGUCUCAUCCCCAACACUGUGUCAACACCAAGGAAAGGAUCAUGGUUCUGAAUGAGGAUGCUGCCAAGCUGCAGAUGGUCAUCAAACAGACGUUGCAGGCCCUGAGCUGCUGCACUGACGAGGACCACGGCAGGGGCUCCCUGGAGGAGGCAGAGGCUGAUAAACUGCUGCUCGUCUCCUGUGAGAAGCGGGCAGCCCUGCUGGCUGAGGUGGCCAGGCUGAAGGAGAAGGGGGGCUCAGUCUCUGAGGAUCUAGAGGGGGGUGAUGGUGAGGGGGACUCCGGCAUGUCCCAGCAGCCCUGCAGGGGCACCGUCAGCAUCAGCCGUGUUCAGCUCCCUCUCAAGGUGGAGUUUGUCUGCUCUGCCCGCACACAAACAGGUCGGCCCACUCAUUAUUUCUUUGUCCUGAUUCGUUAUGGACCCUGCAACAUCGUUGCGACCCCAUUGGCCACGGCAGUGGACGCCCAGAAUGGCGACACCAUCUCCUUCCCCACCUCCAUCACCCUGCAGGACAUUCGCUCCAACUUUGAGAUUGAUGUGGAGGUCUACAGCCUGUCCCACACCUCAGGGAACACCUGCAAUGUGGAUCUCCGCAGCUCCACCAAGUCACGGGUCACUCCAAGGAAGCUUCUAAGCACCAUCAAGAGAUCCAACCAAAAUGUAACAUCUUCUACCAUGCCGCCCCUAAACACCCAGCGCACCAGCAACUUUUCUCUGGUUGGUUCUCACAAGAUCUCCCUGGCCUCCCUGGGCCAGAGCAAGUUCCCCCUGGACAAGAUGAAGUUUGAAGGCAAAAUCAGGAGACUCCUGGGAGAUGAGUUUCAGGAAAAGGUGCCCUUCCUGUCUCCACUAGAGGGAAACAUAUACCUGCAACUGGACAGCGAGAGCCACUCUAAUGUCCAGCACCAGGGCUUCCUUACAAUGUUUGAGGUGGUGAAUGGAUUUGGAGCUUGGCAUCGACGCUUCUUUGUCCUGGAGGGAAGCCACAUGUCCUAUUGGAACCACCCCAAUGACAGAGGCAGCAAGGCAGCAGAAGGCAGCAUCUCCCUGUCUAGUUCCUCUAGUCAGAGUGUAAAGCCAGUGAUGAGAGACUCCUGUGCUCGCCCCUAUACUUUUGAACUGGUCAGCAGCGUCCAGACUGCACAACAGGAUGACCAGGGCGCUCUGGCCAAGUGCUGGUUCUCAGCAGAUACUGGGGAGGAUCGAGGGGACUGGAUGGAGAACCUGAACCAGGUUCUCCUGGACCUGCAUACCUGGACUCGCUGCACCCCUGAACCAUGCUAAAUCACAGCCCAACAACCAGGCCAGCUGUGGGAACAUGAGGGACAGCAGUCUGUAACACACUGUUAUAAUCAUAUCUUUAUGAAUACUUAUGAUUACCAUUGGGAGAUUAUUUUAGACUUGGGGAUAUUUUGACUUUCCUUCUAUUUGUCACUUUCAAUAGCCAUUUAAAAUAGAGCUCCAUCUUGUUGCUUGAUAUGUAUACUAUUUACCUGAGCUUGAAGUAGAUGAUUUAAAUGAAUCCAUAUAAUCUACAAACACUAUUAAAUACGUAUCAAACCUAGUGUAGAAGAGCACUAACACUAAACACAUGAUUAGUCCAAUAGUGUAGUUAUAAUUUCAUAAGACUAACAGAAAAAUGCCAGACAUGGCUGUUAGACAAUAUGAUUUCACUACUACAGCAUUGCUGUAAUACCCUCAAGUGUAGAAAUAUGUCUCUCGGAAAUAAGAAAUCUGUACCUGACACACAACCUACCUAAUCUAGAAACUUGUGAAUUUAGUGAUUCAACUAGAAUUGCAGUCAAGUUGAGUUAUAGUACUGUACUUGAAAAACUGAGCUAUCUGCUACAAGGUAAAUAUGGACUAUUUCACAAGUUAAAUUCUUCAUGUUCCUUAACUGAAUCUAUUGCUGUGUUGUGCAUAACACAACAUGGGCCUGUCAACAAAGAUGGUACCCAAGCACUUCAACUGGACUAUAGAAUGAUAAGGUGUAUAAUGUUAGUGCUUCAUCUCAUGAUAAAUCCUAGUAGCAGCCUAAAAGGUGGUGAAUGUAUAUGCUGACUGUAGUCAACCUAGUUUUUUUUGUUUUUCCUUCAUCUAUUUACUGUCAAUCGGUCAUUCUCUUUCUGUAUGUGGAUGUUAUCCCUAUAAAAUACCUGUCAACAUUCUUUAUAUGCACAUGAUUGAUGAAGGUACUACCAGUAAAUAAUACAAAUGGGUCUAAUGGCAUACACUCUCUGAAUUUGUUUUCAGUCCAUGCAGUUUGUCAUGUUCUUCUGUAAAUUUGAUAUGGAAAAUAUUUGCAAUGUUUUUGGUGCAUGUGCAAUUUGAGUUUAUAAAACCAUAAGCUCAAAUAUAGCUUUCAUUGUCCUCUGUCUUAAAGCUGACAUCUUCCUCCAUAAUAUAGUUAUGGCAAUAUUAGCAUAUGAAAGAGUGAGCGAUACAGUGUUUACAACAUUGUAAAGUAUUGAGGGAAUGGGGUUGGCUAUGGAGCAGGAACUCGGGUCAGGAAUGUCAUACAGGAAGUCAUGCCUGUGUUUGAUGUGUACUGCUACAGAAAGAGAAUUCCUGGAGCCCUUUUGGGGGGAGGUGGGGCAGUUGGUUCUCAGCUCAAGGUGAUGAUUGGAAGAGUGGCCCAACUGUACAUCCCAGGGCUCAUGCCUCAGUGUCGUGUUCAGCCAGAACACUGGGCAGAGUCUGGUAAAUGACACCAUAGUCCCUAUUUAGUGUAUUAUGGGCCCUGGUCUAAAGUAGAGCACUUUAAAGGGAAUAGAAUGCCCUUCUGAAUACAUACUGGGCCUAUAGCUAGCAGGACAUUGAUAUGAGUGGUGAGAUGCCCAGGGACGAGGCCAAUGUUAUAGGGGAAGUAAUGAAAGACCGGUGUCUUUAGUGAUCGGGGUGGUCCGUGAGAUACAGUAAGAACAAUGGGGCACUGGUCUCACCCUAAGAGGAACUAAUAUAACAUCCUCUCCCCAAUCUGUAACUGUCAUUCCUGGUAAACUUGUCUCAGUCUCUAUUGUUAGAUACUGUACCCUCAACCCGUUAUGGUACUUGGCAUAUGAACCCCUAAAGACAUGUUACCAGAGUCUUUACAUCUAAUAAACCAAUUGACCGUUUCACU